GGAGGCUAGGGAGCUCAUGGCCUCGCUCAACCUCGAGACUGCCGAGCGGAAAGAGGCAAGGGGCCUGGAGCUGGCCAGGCUCCCAGAGAUCAUGGCCAAACAAGAUUGGCCAGACACCCGAGAACGAUUUUCCACGAUGCUCCGGAAAUCCGAGCCAAAAAGCAGCGACGAAGUCCAAGUCCUGGUCGAGUGGAAAGAAUGCAACCGAAAAGUUCUCACUCGCGACGAGACCGUUGCACGGGUCAGCAAUGUUGUCGCCAUGCUUAGCUCGCGGCCCUGUAUUAUCACCAACGUCCUUACGCCCCUUGGCUUCGUCGAAGACAGUCGGGCCAACUCCCGGCAGUCAGGCUGGCUCGGCAUCGUCUAUGAUACCUCGACACUUGGCUACGACCCUCCGCGCCACACGCUCCGUAACCUCCUCGCCAGCGCCUGGAAACCGCCGCUAGGUGACCGGUUCCGGCUUGGCCAGCGCCUGGCCGAGACUCUACUCCAGGUGCACAACUGCCACUGGUUACACAAAGGACUGCGUCCCGAGAACGUCGUUUUCU
Molecule: messenger RNA, 548 nt
Organism: Lasiosphaeria miniovina
Lineage: Eukaryota; Fungi; Ascomycota; Sordariomycetes; Sordariales; Lasiosphaeriaceae
Exons: 1
Coding region: 249-446 (65 amino acids)
Source: RefSeq, a predicted model, not a curated record